Babesia sp. Xinjiang is the source of this 882-nucleotide messenger RNA. RefSeq lists its product as uncharacterized. The record is from RefSeq and is a predicted model, not a curated record. The coding region runs from base 1 to 882 and encodes 293 amino acids. NCBI's taxonomy places the organism in Eukaryota, Apicomplexa, Aconoidasida, Piroplasmida, Babesiidae. The transcript has 3 exons.
AUGAAGCCGUAUAAUAAGACACUAGAAGAUAUGAAUUCCGGAAGACGGGGUGGGUCAACGAGAAUCGGCAGCGGUAGACUGCAGGAGGGGAAGUCACGUACGUCAAAUGCAUUACAUGAUGACAGUAGCGCCUCGAGCAGCCGACAACCGUCGAAGAUAACUUCUAGAGAUCCUCCACGUGAUUCUCGUACCGACCGACGCCAUGCGCGUGAUGAUAGGCGUGAUCGUGCGACAGAAUCUCCAAGCUCUGGAAGGAAAAGUAACAGCCGUAGUGAGCCAACAUUAAAAAAGGAGCUGGAGCCUGCAGUUACUAGCACUGCUGAAAACGAUUAUAUAAUAGAAGGUCUAGCUUUGCAGCGACUUUGGGACGAUAAACCAGAUGUCGACAGUCUGGCGAACUCACUUAUGCAGCUCUAUGACAAUCUGGAAUUCAAGGAAGGAGAAACGGAUACGCAGAAGGACCUCCUUGACAGGAUAGUUCUCACGGCGCUACGUGUAAAAUCAAAAAUGGAGGCACAUAUAAGCAGAGUUAGCUUGAGAAUGAAAGGGGCACUGCAUCACGCACGUCACCUAGCAAUGAAACGUGCUUGUAUAACAAAGAACAUACCCAAUAUAAAGCGUGAUCUAGUCCUAAUGUGUCAGCAACGACUUUGGAAUAAGAGCGUUAAUGAUCAUUAUGAGAAGGUUUACAAGGUACUUAACAAAAUACCCAGCGUCCCACUACUUGAGGAGAGGGCAAAACAGUUGAAAGAUAAACAAAAAAACAUUCUGGAGACUAUCGAAUCUAUAAAACAACAAAUAACAUCGCAAAAGUCGCAACUAGAAGAUAUUUGCCAACUUCUAGUUGCUGCCACCGGUUCGGAAUCGCCACAAAGAACCUGA